CUCCUCGGAUGAGAGGGAGAAAGAGAAGGGUUAAUAUUAGAAAGGAGAAUUUUGUAGAGAUCAAUAGAGAGAGAAGAUUUUGUAGAGAGAGAAGCAAAAGUAAGAGGAAAGGGAAAGAGGGUUUGGUACUUCGACUUCAAUUCAAAUGAAGACUUUUGGGAGUAGAGAGAGAGAGGAGGAUUGGUUGGUUGCUGAACAGGGUUCUGCAGAGCGUGCUUCUACCUCUAAGAAAGAGAAAAGAGAGGCAGCAAAAACGAGGGGAGGGGAAAAAGGAUGGGGAGGAGUGGCUCUAUGGGACAAUUAUUCACGCAGGCCAUCAAUCUCGGAAUGGUUGUGACACCAGCUCUUAUGAUAUGGAAGGCAUUGAUGUGCACCACUGGAAGUGAAUUACCUGUUGUAGUCGUACUUUCUGGAAGCAUGGAACCAGGUUUUAAGAGGGGUGAUAUAUUGUUCUUACAUGCAAGUAAGGAUCCUAUUCAUGCCGGGGAGAUUAUUGUCUUUAAUGUUGAUGGAGAAGAUAUUUCUAUUGUUCAUCGUGUAGUGAAGGUUCAUGAACGGAAAGACACUGCCAAGCUUGAUGUUCUAACAAAAAGGAGAUAAUAAUCCCAUAGACGAUACCCCUUUGUAUGCUCGUGGUUCUCAAUCCAAAAACAUUCUAACGGGAGGGGGGGGGGGGGGAUGUUGGGUGAGUUUGAUAUUCAGAGCUUACAAAUAUAGUUGAGCAUUGCAAUUCGGUGAUUGUGACCUGGCUGCACGUGGACGAGACAGGAUUGCGUAUUAUCAUGACCAGCUUUGGCUUCAGGAGCGUCAUAUCAUGGGAAGGGCUGUGGGGUAAGGCUUUUCAAGUUCUGAGCUUCAAUUACAGAUGAGCAUGACCAUGCACUUAAUCAUGUCAAUGUUAAUCAACUGAUGAUUUCUUUUUUCUUGCUAUAUGGAAUCCCAAAUAAUACAAACAAGUGGUCAUGUUAUGCGUUUUUCAGGUUCUUGCCUUAUGUUGGCUCGUUUACUAUCAUCAUGACUGAAAAGCCUGUAAUCAAGGUUUGCGUCUAGUGUAAUGCUUUAAUUAGGUUUUGCUUAGCAGAAUGAUAGACUAUGUUAUCAACAUUGACGUGCCUCCAUUUAAUUUUUAUAAAGAUUCCAUUGUUGCCUUCUCUAUUUGAAAAUGAGGUUGCUUCUAGUUCAUGGAAAUGGGGAAGUUAAUAAACUUCUUUGUUUUCUUCUUUUUGAUAUACUUGACUCUUAAGAAGUUCCAACUGAAUCAUCUCAACCUGAUGUUCCUAUAGCAAUAGGGCGAACUCUGGAUAACUGGAGGUUUUGUUGACUCUCAGCAAAAUUUCGAUUGCGAUUGACUUUAGUGGUGAUACACAUUUCAGAUUGUAAGUCAGGACGACUCCAAUGCUCCAUUUUCAAGAAGAGUAAUGUUGGUGAUUGGAGAUAGUACAUGUCUCAGUGGAUUUAUUAUUCGGGAAAAUAAUAUCUCAUCAUAGUUUCCUUCUUUCUUUUCUAUGAAUGAAAUAUCAGGGGAAUCUUUGUGAAAGUUUCUCACAAGAAGAUCCAAUAUAAGAAGUCUAGAGAGUAUUUGGGCACAAACAAAGGCUCUGGUACACUAGCACAGUCAGGAAUUUAAUUAAGAACUGUAUGCUUCUAGGGGUUUGGAAGUUCUAAGUGCAUAUAAACAUUUGCAGCUGAGCCUUGUGUUUGUUGCUAAAACAUGUGCAAGCAGUACAUUUUGAUAGGCGUGGUGGGCUUACUGGCCAUUGGAGCAAAGGAAUAGAGAGGGAGAUGUACUUCAACUUUAAAGAUUCUGUGUGCUAAGGGCAUAAAUUCAUCUUAUCCUUGCCCUUUUUUUGUGUUGUAUAGAAAUUUGAAACUACUGGCACGAACCUCGUCUUUUGUGUAGGUGUUAAAGAUGGGUCCUUGUUUUUGGUUUGCCUAACAUUUCCUUCUAGCUUUUGAUUUCCUUGUUCAUGUACUGCUUCGUCAGCCGAAUGCGACAUGUUAUUGUUGUGUA
Molecule: messenger RNA, 2011 nt
Organism: Amborella trichopoda
Lineage: Eukaryota; Viridiplantae; Streptophyta; Magnoliopsida; Amborellales; Amborellaceae
Cellular component (GO): signal peptidase complex; membrane
Molecular function (GO): serine-type endopeptidase activity
Source: RefSeq, a predicted model, not a curated record